This is a messenger RNA of Fusarium odoratissimum NRRL 54006, 4338 nucleotides long. Its product is annotated as hydroxymethylglutaryl-CoA synthase. Gene Ontology annotation, molecular function: hydroxymethylglutaryl-CoA synthase activity. The transcript has 2 exons. Bases 739 to 1974 code for a protein of 411 amino acids. The record is from RefSeq and is a predicted model, not a curated record. Gene Ontology annotation, biological process: ergosterol biosynthetic process; acetyl-CoA metabolic process. Lineage: Eukaryota; Fungi; Ascomycota; Sordariomycetes; Hypocreales; Nectriaceae.
GAAGGUCACUCGUUUCACCCCGCCGCGGCCACUUACUCACUGAAAUCACACCCCGUCUACCUUAGAUUUGGAGAUCCAAUCUCAGUCCAUCUCAACCUAACAAGCACCAAGACCACCUACACUCCUACAGAGACUCUACUGCUUGUCCCUGAACCCGCAAUCUCGCGCUCUCUUCCGGGUCCCCCCUUCCCUUCCCUUGUCGUCGUCUUAUUAUAAGAUAUCUCCACAUCCUCUUCUUCUCUCUCGACUUCUCUUCCAUCUCUUCUUCUCUUUGUCUUCCUCUUCUUCUUCCCCCACCAACCGUCUCUUUCUCUCCCCAAAUCUUUCAUCAUGUCUCGUCCUCAGAACAUUGGCAUCAAGGCCAUUGAGCUUUAUGUCCCUAGCCAGGUAAGCUGAGAUAUUCCCUCUGCGAUUGUUCGCUAUCAUCACACAAUCUUCAAUGCCCUCAUGCUCUCCUGUUUCUGCUGGGAACUGUUGUCGUUGAAUAUUGCCCCUCACCAAACUUUUUGGAUGGGACAAAAAAAGUCCCUGCGUUAUUACUCUCGUGUUCGGGUUCUGGUCGUGUGCCCCUCCAUUUCAGAUUGUGCCCCUCUAUCCCAACACUUGAACGAACGCCUCUCUGAUGACACCAAGCUAACCACAAUUUUAUUUGCUCUUUAGUAUGUUGAUCAGGUUGAGCUCGAGAAGUUCGAUGGCGUUAGUGCCGGAAAGUACACUAUUGGUCUUGGCCAGACCAAGAUGAGCUUCUGCGACGACCGUGAGGACAUCUACUCUUUCGCCCUUACUGCUACCUCCAAGCUCCUUAAGAACUACAACAUCGACCCCAACUCGAUUGGUUACCUCGAGGUCGGUACCGAGACUCUUCUCGACAAGUCCAAGUCCGUCAAGAGUGUUCUUAUGCAGCUUUUUGGCGACAACACCAACAUCGAGGGUGUCGACACUAUCAAUGCUUGCUACGGUGGUACCAACGCUGUUUUCAACGCCAUCAACUGGGUUGAGUCUUCCGCUUGGGACGGUCGCGAUGCUAUCGUUGUUGCCGGUGAUAUUGCUCUCUACGCCAAGGGCAACGCUCGCCCCACUGGUGGUGCUGGUGCCGUCGCUCUCCUGAUCGGCCCCAACGCCCCCAUUGUUGCCGAGCCCGGUCUGCGUGGUACCUACAUGCAGCACGCCUACGAUUUCUACAAGCCCGACCUUACCAGCGAGUACCCCUAUGUUGAUGGCCACUACUCCGUCAACUGCUACACCAAGGCCCUCGAUGCCGCUUACCGCGCUUACUGCAAGCGUGAGGCCAAGCAGGCUACUAACGGCACCAACGGUGCUUCCAACGGUGACGACUCUACCAAGACCAGCCUCGACCGCUUCGACUACCUUGCUUUCCACUCCCCUACCUGCAAGCUUGUCCAGAAGUCUUACGCUCGUCUCCUCUACCACGACUACCUCGCCAAUGCCGACUCUCCUGCUUUCGCCGAGGUCGCUCCUGAGCUCCGUGACAUGGACUACGAGAAGUCCUUGACCGACAAGGUUGUUGAGAAGACCUUCAUGGCCCUCACCAAGAAGCGUUUCCAGGAGCGUGUCAACCCCUCUAUCCAGGUCGCCACCAACUGCGGUAACAUGUACUGUGGCAGUGUCUGGGGUGGUCUUGCCAGUUUGAUCAGCGUUGUCGACAACAAGGCUCUUGAGGGCAAGCGAAUUGGUCUCUUCAGCUACGGAUCUGGUCUUGCUGCCAGUUUCCUGUCUUUCCGCAUCAACGGCAGCGUUGAGAAGAUCUCCAGCGUCCUCAGCAUCCCUACCCGUCUUGAGGCCCGCCGCGCUGUCCCCCCUGAGACUUACGAUGAGAUGUGCAACCUCCGAAAGCAGGCCCAUCUCCAGAAGGACUACACUCCCAAGGGUGACGCCUCUACCAUCGCCCCUGGUACUUACUACCUUACCAAGGUCGACGACAUGUUCAAGCGCGAGUACGCUAUCAAGGAGUAAAAGAUCAUCCUUUGAAGAUCUAAAGAAUCCUUGCUCGAACAACUUUUUAUACGAGACAUUUUUCGCUUCUAGACUUGGUUCCAUUACAGCUAUGGACCGGGCAGUAAGCAUAUCAUGAACAUGAUGACUUCAAUGGGAGCAAACUUAGACGCACAGGGAAGAAGAAUACAGCGGAUGAUGAUAGAAGCGCAAUUCGCGCAGUGGAGAUUGACAUCAAGGUCCUCUAAUUGAGCUAAUAAUGAUGGGCAUUAUGGCUUGUGGAAGUACUGGGCUCCGUCUCUCCUGGGAGAUUUACGAGGAAGUUUGUCAAGGCCCGUACCAUAUAGACCUGGUCAUUUGGCGCUUAGAAGAGUUUACGAUACUUGGAAUAUAAAAAAAAGUAUUUCAAUCGAUUAGGUUUUCUCUAGCUUGUGUCUAUUCUUCUAUCAGCCACUGUGUGGUUGUCAGUAUAUGUGACAUCUAAGAACAUGGCCUUCCAAGCCAUGUUCAGAUACUUUUACAACUAUCUUCUAUUCGUACAUAACAUAAAUAGGGGUAUUCGUCUAUUUCUCCUCCUUGAACUUCCACUCUCCGUGUCGGUGGAGCAUGUAGUCCUUGCUCUGAAUGCCCUUCCAGAUACCAUACAGGCCGCCCAGCGGGGGCUUGCUCUUGAGAGAUCGCUUCCACUUCUGUCGUUCUUCCUUUCGCGCUUCAACAUCAACCUUGACCUUGUCAUGAACAGUAGGAAGUGUCUCGGCGUGAUAUUUCUUUCGCAGAGCUUCAUACCAUUGUUGAUCGUAGAGCUUCCAGAACUCCUCUUCGUUGUAAUAAGUAUGAGCAUAGAGCCACUUGAGACCUCCAAGCUCAACAAGCUUAUCUUCAAGCGCGCGGUUCUUGGCGACAAAUUCAUCUGGGUCAGAAGGUCCCCAGCCCCAGAGACCAAUGUUCAGCGAUGGUGGAGUGGUCACAGUUCCGUCAGCGGUAGUUGUGGUCUCGCCAGUGUGAGGAUGAAAAGUCGGAGGAGGUGUCUGCUUUAACGGGCAGAGCCAGAGGGGCCAGAUGUUGAAGUUCUCAGCAGUGUAGUCGACAAAGGUCUCAGCAGUCUUGUAAGGCAGGCCCAGAUCCUGGACGAUGAAACGAGCAGACUCGCCGCUACCGUGAAGAGCGCGGUACAGCAUGCGAGUAUGGAGGAAAUCAUCGAGGAACCAGCGGAAGAAUUUUGUGAAAGGAACACCCUUGAAGUAAGUGAAAGCAGCGGCGCCAACCCAGAAACCACCGCGGUCAUAGCGGAAGAAGUACUCAGCGAGAGGGAUGUAAUCAACAGGAGAGGAAGAGGCAGAUUCGGCGGAGACAGUAGGGCCAGCGGAGGGAACGUUGCGAGUGCGGUCUUGGACAUGGAGGUAAUACCAGGGAUCCCAUGCACCACUGAAGGUCUGGGGCUUGAUAUCGGCAGGCUUGUCAUCAGUCAGGGUACCAGUAACAACAACGCCGUGGUCCUUGGAGAAGAGGAUGCCAUCGACAUAGUCAUUGGAAGGGUUCUCGGUCUCGGCGCGGAUACGAGCAACAGCUUCAGCAACACUGCUCGUACGAUGAUAGGUCGUCUUGACAAACUUCUUAGCUUCUUGAAGUUGAAGCUCAAGAAGCGUUGUCAUGCCCAAAGAGCCAACAGCUCCAGCAGCACCACGGAACAAGUCAGCGUUCUCCUCUCGCGAUGCUCGGACAACCUCUCCAUUUCCAAGAAUCAUCUCAGCCCAAUUGACAGUAUCAUUGAAGAAUCCGUGCUUAAACGAGGAACUCUCGCCAGCUGUGCCUGCAAACCCUCCUCCAGCCGUGAUACCAGGAAACUCCAUAACAACAGGCGGUACAAGGCCAUGCUUCAGCGUCGACUCAACAAGUUUAUCCAUUGGAACAUUGGGCUCGACGAGAGCAGUGCGAGUCGCACGAUCGACCUGGAGGACAUUUCGAAGGGCACUGAUAUCGACGACGGGUUUGCCUGUCUGCUGAGGCCGUGUGCUAUUCGUGCUGCCGUGGAAGAUGCGAUAUGGCUCACGACGCUCGAAGAAGCCGCGGACGGCUGAUGCGAUGGUUGUCACAGCCUGCUUGUGGCGCUCCAUUGCUGGGGAAGGGGACCCGGGUUCUGAGUCUGGAGGUGGCUUGUUUUGCUCUUGAGGUGAAGCGAUCAGCGACAUUUGAGAUAAAAGUUUGGUGGGUCUUCCCGUGCGGGCCGGUCUCGGGGAUCGGAAGCGGUGGAGGCGGAGCCGGAAUUGAUAAUGGGAUUGUUUUUAAAAAGAAGCAAUUGAUGAUUACAUGGAAGAAUUAUUGUUUUGGUUUAUAGGGCUCGUGGUACGUAACGUGGGUGAUGAUCCUAUAAGUCUUGGCUUAUAG